Candidula unifasciata is the source of this 1384-nucleotide messenger RNA. The record is from the annotation of a GenBank genome assembly. NCBI's taxonomy places the organism in Eukaryota, Metazoa, Mollusca, Gastropoda, Stylommatophora, Geomitridae.
AUGACAAUGGCAGACUCUUUUUGGAAAGAUGUAAAAUGUGUCCACUGCUCUAAUCCAGUAGAGAAACCUGUUCAGUUACCUGUCUGCCUUCAUAUUUUGUGCCUUGAAUGUGAAAAUAAAAUAGCCACGGCAUACAAGAUCUGUUGCCCUAAGUGUCGUUCAGAGAAUGCCAGACCUGAGAUCCUGCAGCUGAUCUCAGGUGUAGAACACGUGUCUGGAGAGAUCAUGUUUUGUGACAACUCACAACAACAUGGCAUUGCAAAGUGGUUUUGUUUUAACUGUGGUCAAAAUCUGUGUGGCUCUUGCCGCCUGUCUCACUUGAAAGACCAUACAAUCCACCUGUUAACACAACCCCAGGCCUUGAGAAAUAGAAUUUGGGAACAGCGUGAUGAUGUCCAGGAUGCUGCUGCAGCUGCCCGAGAAGAGGUUCAUCCUCAGAACACCACGGUGGAUACACUUCGUUGCCCCGUGUGCAGUCACACAAGCUGCCAACAUGUGGAGAAAUUGCAGCAACUCCUUAGCUAUCAGGCCACUGUCAGUGACUGUGAACAGGAAGGCCAUGUUGACAAGGAGUUAAAGUACUUCUGUAAACAAUGUUGGAUUCCAGUUUGUGGAGACUGCAGUUUAAAAGGUAAGCACAAGUUACAUGAAUGUGACGACAUAAGCACGUGUGGCCAGGAGUUUAUCACCAAAUCAUUGACUACUUUGAAAGAUAAAUUACAAAUGCUAAUAGAUGCAUCAAGACAGAAUGUAGACAGAACAGAAAAUGAUGAAAAACGGCUCAGCCAGCAUGUUAAUGAUACAGACAGAGAACUUAAUGCCAGAAAAUGCAAAAUUCUUGAAGAGACAGAGCAAGCUUUUGACAAGGCUAUCAAAGAUGCAGAACUACAAGGUCAAAAUAUCCUAAUGGAUUACAGAGAAAAACAAAACUUAUUUAAGAGAUUUCAGGACUUUUUACUGAAAAUUGAGGAAGCAUUUGCUAAAUUCACAAUUGAUGGGCAGCAGCCAACAACUACACAGUAUGUUGCAGCUUUCCUUCUUCAGCAGCUUGCCUCAGAGUUAAUUCCCCAGAUCCAAGUUGAAUAUCAGAAGCUGGAAAGGCCUCAGGAAAGACAACUUGUUUUACCUGAAGUGGAUGCAGACUCAGUGACACCACCUCCACCUUUAGCUAGAGUGGGUACAGAAUGGAAGCAAAUGAAGUUAGCUUUUUCUUUCAAGUUUGAUGGGGAUUAUUUUGUUAAGAGCAUUAUUUUAACAGACAAUGAAACAUGUCUGUUGUCAACCAAGAGCCUUACAGGACGUUCACAGUACGAUUCCAUUGUACAGUAUCACUACAACAGUCAAAAAAACAGAGCAGAAUCUAAGGUCUAUGAUACUGAGCCAG